GAAGGACAGAGGGGAGGAAGUGGGGAGGAAGGGGGAGGAGGAGGUGCUUCUGUUACUGUACAUCCUCGGCAGCAUCCAGAGCCGGAGGGCGGUGCAGACCCCUGAAGAAACAGUCAGCCUGCGGAUGCUGACCGAAGGAUGCGGCGGUCAGGAGAGGCUUAUGGAGGGAAGUAUCAUAUGUGGUGAUUCUGCUGAAAACAAGCUCAGUGCGCUGCAUGCGGAGGAAGGAGCAACUAUGAGAACAACAACCCUCCUUUGUCUGGAAAAUCUGAAUGAAUGCAGGAGAAAAAACAGACAACAAUAGUUCAUUUUCCUCAGGAGGUCAGGAGGGCUUGGUUUCUGGUCUUUUCUUUUUGCCUUUUUAAGAACCUUCUUGGGACACGUUGUUCAGAAGUGAUCUGUUGGUCGGUGGGAUGAGGGAGACAAAGCAGCACCUGUGAAGCCAAGACUGUGCGUAAACAUCCAGCUCAAGAUCUGCUAAUGAGUGUUUAAAGGCUCAGUGCCAGGGAUGACCAUGACGGAGAGGUGAUGCAAUUUCAUGAAAGCUGUCACUUCUGAUUUACAGCUGAGGCCCGACGCAUCUGUCCUCUGCAUCUUCAAGGCUGGACAUCUCUGAGAGGAUUACAGGCCUCAGUAAACAAAAAAAACAUUCCAGUGCCGCGGCCCUGUACGCACCGACUGACACCGAUCGGGCUGCUUUCCGCCGGUAGAUGCUCUUUUCUCUGACGCUCUUCCUGUGCAGGCUCUAUCGACAUUUCUCCAUCAUGUUCAGCUCAGACAGACUCACAGUUCCGGAGUAUGUGAGCCGCCUGCAGAGAGGGAGGAGCGGCUCCGGAGGCGACCCCAAGGCCAUCUCUCCGGGGAUCAAUGCGGACGUCCAGGCGGUUCUGGAGACCUCGCUCCCCGCCCUGCGCUCCGCCAUCAGGAGGCUGAAGUCAGCCAAGGAGACCUCGGAUUCAGAUGACACCCGCAGAGCCAUCGCGGAGCUCUAUCAGCUGGUGGAGGAGGCCUGGGUUCUGCCCACCGUGGGCCGUCAGGUGGCCGAGGAAAUCUGCAACAGGAUCCGGCUGGAUGGCGGCCUGGAGCUGCUGCUGAAGCUGCAGCAGACACCUGCCGUGGAGAUCACCUAUGAGUCUGCAAAACUGCUGGAGCAGAUCCUGAUCUCAGAGAACAGGGACUAUGUAGCACGCAUGGGUCUGGGAGUCAUCCUCAACCUGAGUCGACAGCAGGAGGAUGCUCAGCUGGCUCGCAGCGUCUCCGGCAUCCUGGAGCACAUGUUCAAACACACCGAGGAGACGUCCGUCCAACUCAUCUCUAACGGCGCCCUGGACGCCCUCCUGUUCUGGUGCCGAGGCACGGAUCCCAUCGUGCUGCGUCACUGUGCCGUGGCACUGGCCAACUGUGCCAUGUACGGAGGCCACCGCUGCCAGAGAUGGAUGAUCGAGAAGCAGGCGGCUGAGUGGCUUUUCCCUCUGGCAUUCUCCAAAGAGGAUGAACUCAUUCGCUUCCACGCCUGCUUGGCUGUGACUGUGCUAGCUACAAACAAAGAAAUUGAGAAAGAAGUGGUGAAAUCAGGAACGCUGGAGCUGGUGGAGCCGUUCAUCGCUUCUCUGGAUCCGGAUGACUUCGCCCGCAGUUUACUGGACAGUGCAGACUGCAUGCAGGGGAAGACAGCGUCUGACCUGCAGCACCUCUUACCUUUACUGGAUGGAACAAGGCUGGAGGGAAAGUGCAUCGCAGCCUUUUACCUUUGUGUUGAGACCAGCAUCAAGUCCCGUCAGCGGAACACGAAGAUAUUUCACGAGAUCGGUGCAGUGCAGAGCCUGAAAAGAAUCGUCAUGUACACCAGUAAUGGCACAGCUGCUUCCCUCGCCAAGCGGGCGCUGACCAUGAUGGGAGAGGAAGUACCAAAACGAAUCCUGUCUUCUGUGCCCAACUGGAAAACCUGUGAAGUGCAGACGUGGCUGCAGCAGGUUGGCUUUAGUGCCUAUUGCGACCGCUUCCAGGAGCUUCAGGUGGACGGAGAUCUCCUGCUGAACAUCACGGAUCACGAUCUGAGCUCUGAUCUGGGAAUGACUGCAGGCCUCACCCGCAAAAGGUUUCUGAGAGACUUGCGUGUGCUGAAGACUUACGCCAACUACGCCACGUGUGACCCGAACAACAUGGCCGACUGGUUAGUGGAGGUGGACCCUCGUUUCCGUCAGUACACCUACGGCCUGGUCCAGUCAGGAGUGGAUCGCAACAAUGUCCAGCACCUCACCGACUCGCAGCUCCAGCUAGACUGCCGAAUAGACAACGGAGUCCACAGAGCAAAGAUACUGAACGCGACCCGCCGGCCUCUAAAGCCCUGUCACACAGACGCUCAGCCUGCAGGACCAGACGUGUUCAUCAGCUACCGGCGAGUCACCGGCUCCCAGCUGGCCAGCCUCCUGAAGGUGCACCUGCAGGUUCGAGGUUACAGUGUCUUCAUCGAUGUGGAGAAGCUGGAGGCGGGUAAAUUCCACGACAAGCUCAUCCAGAGCGUUCAGAGGGCUCGCAACUUCAUCCUGGUCCUGUCCGCCAACGCACUCGACAAGUGCAGGGACGACACUGAAAUGAAGGAUUGGGUGCAUAAGGAGAUUGUCACGGCUCUGGCUGGUAAGAAGAACAUAGUUCCUGUCACAGAUAAUUUCAUGUGGCCCGACCCCAUGACUCUACCAGAGGACAUGAGAGCUGUUCUCAACUUCAACUGCAUCAAAUGGUCCCACGAAUACCAAGAGGCCACAAUCGAGAAGAUCCUCCGCUUUCUGAAAGGACACCAAGACCAAAUCGACGGCUCAGACGCCUCCAAAGGGCAGAAGAAGAAAUAACCUGACAUAAACGCAGUUAGACCUCAGCUAUAAAAACGAUUUGUGACGCCAAAUUCCACAUGUUCUUUGGUAAACUGUCCAGCAGCUUUCCCUGCUCUGCCCAAAUGCAUGUGAAGUGAACUAGAUUACACGUUCACCAAACGCCUAAUAUCGAUAGACUCACUUAAGUAUGAACAAUAGUUUAAAAACUAUAGGAUUGUAUAUAGUGAACUGUAAGCCUUUAAUGUUAGCUCCUCUCAUACUGCUGUAUAUGUGUAAUAAGGCACAGUAUACGCCUUCUGUAUCUCAGGAAACUAACUGUGAUCAGCCGUCACUGGCACCCAGCAAACAGCAAUCCACUAACACUUCAAUCUGCAUUCAAGUUACUUUAUAUGUAAUCAUCUUUUCUUUACCGUGGACACAUUAGAAGGACCAAAGCUGAUCUCAGACUUUCUGACAUGUCUGUUUUAUUGAGUUUUGUUGUAUUAAGUAUGAUGGGAAAGAAACCUUUCGUAGCAAAUUUACUGAUUUGUUCAUGAUGAGAAUGUGGAUGUCGACUAAGCCGCAGUCAUGAUGGAGUAUUGAACAGGAAUAAAGUGCAGAUGCAGUGAAAAGUAUCCAUGUAGUAUUAAAAUCUUUCUGUUACUAAAGCACAUUAAAGUGACUUUGACAUGCAUUAACCUACAGAACUCAAAAAUACAGUUUUACGACUGCUGUACUGCAAAACAUUAAACGAGACUGUCCUCACUGAAAAAAUGACCACAUAGGUCGUCUGUACACGCCCGUAUUACGACCGAGUGUUACGUUUUGAAGUUAAGCGACCUCUAGCAGUUGAGUAAAUAUCGACACUCCGGUGUCUCAGCUGAAACGUCAUCAUGAACAAACUUUUACCUAACAUUAACCCUAAAACCGUCUUGCGAAAGUGAGGGAAAAGCCCUUUCGCGUAUUAAAUCCCGUAAUGCCUUCCUGUCUCCCGUAGGGGCGCUAACCUAAAUACGCUCUCAUUGGUUGUAUUCAGGGACAUGUUACAUACGACCUGUGUGGUCGUAUGAAUUUGAGGACUUGUUGCAUUAAACUAUCAUUUAAUACUG
Messenger RNA from Acanthochromis polyacanthus (spiny chromis), 3919 nucleotides. It is a transcript of the gene sarm1, whose product is annotated as sterile alpha and TIR motif containing 1. Bases 711 to 2849 code for a protein of 712 amino acids. NCBI's taxonomy places the organism in Eukaryota, Metazoa, Chordata, Actinopteri, Pomacentridae. The transcript has 8 exons. Gene Ontology annotation, biological process: signal transduction; response to axon injury; negative regulation of MyD88-independent toll-like receptor signaling pathway. Gene Ontology annotation, cellular component: dendrite. Gene Ontology annotation, molecular function: NAD+ nucleosidase activity; protein binding; signaling adaptor activity. The record is from RefSeq and is a predicted model, not a curated record.